Messenger RNA from Perca flavescens (yellow perch), 1371 nucleotides. RefSeq lists its product as uncharacterized. The coding region runs from base 1 to 1371 and encodes 456 amino acids. The transcript is spliced from 3 exons. Lineage: Eukaryota; Metazoa; Chordata; Actinopteri; Perciformes; Percidae. The record is from RefSeq and is a predicted model, not a curated record.
AUGUUUACUACGGACCGCAACAACGGCCCCCCGCUGGCUACAACGGCCCGACACAACGUGCCCCGGUUAGACGCAACGAUCUCCCCCGUCAGACACCUGCUGGCUCUAACGGCCCCCAACAACGAGCCCCCGACUACCGUCGAGCUAACAGCUACCGAGCUAAUAAUAACUGGCAGGGUAACGGAGGCUGGAGAGGCAGAAACGGACGCCGGAAUAAUAGUUAUAAUCGCCGCGGCCGAUCCAACAACAAUAACGGCGGAGCCCGCUGGCAAAGUGGCUCGCGAUCCCGUGGCAGGUCCGGGCAGAGAGGCCAGCAGCAGCCACGCCAACAGCAGCCACGCCAACGGAGCAACAACUACAACAAUCAAAGUGACGGCAGAUGUGCACCGCGAUGCUGGAAACCAAGGACAUCGGAGGGAAACAGCAGGGCCGGAGGAACAAGGUGAGCUGGGGGGGCCCCCUCCUCGACCUUUGGCUCAGUCUUCUCCUGCUCCUCCCCCCACCACCACCUCCCCCCAUGCCUCUGAGGAUUCCACCUUCUCCUUUGUCCCUCCCACCCCCGCCUCACCAACCCGCCCCGCGGCACAAGCUGAGCCGCAACCUGACCUCGACACCGAUGGGUUAACUGAAGCUGACGUUCUGGGGAACAUGAGAGCUCGACUCGAGGUGCUACGCUCUACCACUGGUGAGGUGGUGGCCACUGAGAUUCCCGAUCCGGGCUUGGAGGCCCUUGACCCUCUCAGCAUCACGAUCUCAGAUGUUGAGACCCCACGUAGAGCUACUGUGCAGCCCUCUCGUGGACAGAUCAUCACAGAAGCAGCACAGACUUCUCUGUUGGACAGAGGCCUGACCUUUGUCCCGUCCAUCCAGAGGCAAACCAACAAAGAGGUGAGGGAUAUUCUUAGGGCUGAUUUACAGAGCUAUCAUAGACAUCUCAAGUUAGCUGUGUAUUACCAGGACAGAAGAGAUUCGAUACAGCUACCUUUUUUACCAAAGUCUAAUUGGUCUCCUGCCUUAGCCCAUCUUCCUUCAGAGGUUUCCCAUUUAAUCCAACUCGACAUGACUGCUCUCCAAAAUGACUAUAGAGUCGGUUGGACUAAAUCUAACUUGUCACGCUAUGAAUUAGAAGCUCUUGACCAACUUAGCUCUAAUAAUAAUCUGGUGAUUAAACCAGCGGACAAGGGAAGCGCUGUGGUCAUAUUGGACAGGGAGGAUUACCUCCAAGAGGGUUUUAGGCAGCUAAAUAACACUUAUUAUUAUAAGAAACUAGAUGGACCCAUCUUUAAACAAACUAUUCCUAUGGUUGACAAGAUUGUGAACACUUUACAUGCCAAAAGUUCAUUAACACCAAGCAGAAGAAUUUCCUCCUGA